Lotus japonicus is the source of this 1007-nucleotide messenger RNA. Its product is annotated as transmembrane emp24 domain-containing protein p24beta3. Lineage: Eukaryota; Viridiplantae; Streptophyta; Magnoliopsida; Fabales; Fabaceae. The record is from RefSeq and is a predicted model, not a curated record. Bases 161 to 808 code for a protein of 215 amino acids. Gene Ontology annotation, biological process: Golgi organization; endoplasmic reticulum to Golgi vesicle-mediated transport; intracellular protein transport. The transcript is spliced from 4 exons. Gene Ontology annotation, cellular component: COPII-coated ER to Golgi transport vesicle; endoplasmic reticulum-Golgi intermediate compartment; Golgi apparatus.
UAUACCACCUUCAUCAUCUCAAGUCCACGACGCCAACAGUGGUGCCGUUUUGCUUCAUCGCCGCACCUUCACCGCACAGACCAAAACGGAUCACAAUUUUCUCAAACUUGCAAUCUUCUGAGAUCUGAGAACCACAAUUUUGAUUCCACAGGGUAAAUAAAUGAUGGAGGGAAAGAGAAUUGCGAACAAGAUGUGGAUGGUUUUGAUGUGUUUGAUGCUGAGCUUCGUUGCUCGCAUUGAAUCGCUCUCUGUCACUGUGCACGAGGUUGAGUGCAUCUACGAGUAUGUGCUCUAUGAGGGUGACACCGUUUCCGGGAACUUCGUUGUUGUUGACCAUGACAUUUUCUGGGGCUCCGAUCACCCCGGCAUUGAUCUCACGGUGACAUCUCCUGCAGGUAAUACUGUCCACGACAUCAAGGGAACCUCUGGCGACAAGUUUCAAUUUAAAGCCCCAGCUUCUGGGAUGUACAAAUUUUGUUUUCAUAACCCAUACUCGACACCUGAGACUGUUUCCUUCUACAUCCAUGUUGGUCAUAUUCCCAAUGAGCAUAACCUUGCCAAAGAUGAGCAUCUGGACCCAAUUAAUGUUAAAAUUGCUGAGCUCAGGGAGGCACUAGAGUCUGUUACAGCUGAACAAAAGUACUUGAAAGCUCGUGAUACUAGGCAUCGCCAUACAAAUGAGAGCACACGCUCGCGAGUCAUAUUCUACACUGUCGGAGAGUACCUUUUGUUGGCUGCUGUUAGCACACUGCAAGUCAUAUACAUUAGGCGCCUUUUCAGCAAGUCAGUGGCCUACAACCGUGUUUGAGACUUAGAGUCUCCUGAUGAUUAACGUUAUGCUUUCUUUCUUUAGCAACAGAUGUGCAACAAUAUAUUCCUUUUCUUUUCAACGGACACAUUACUCAUGUUUUUAUACCCAACAGGAUUUUUAAUUUCCUUAGUUUGAAGUUCAGUGUACUAUGACAGAAAUUAAAUUAAACCAUGUCGCAGCAACACUAUUAUUAGCA